Molecule: messenger RNA, 4818 nt
Organism: Doryrhamphus excisus (bluestripe pipefish)
Lineage: Eukaryota; Metazoa; Chordata; Actinopteri; Syngnathiformes; Syngnathidae
Gene: ube3a
Product: ubiquitin protein ligase E3A
Biological process (GO): protein polyubiquitination
Molecular function (GO): ubiquitin protein ligase activity
Source: RefSeq, a predicted model, not a curated record
CUAUUCCUUGGCAAGAUGGCAGAGGAGAGUGUGUUGUUGUGAUUUCUACAUUUAAACUAUCUUGACCUUUCUGUCAAGUUUUUGUAUUUUUAUACUAUCGCUGGAUUUUUUUGUUUGUACGCGUGUGUUUUUUUAAACAAAACUCGACGCAAAGAGUAAAACAGUGAGUGGACGGCAUGCCGCAAAGCAAGAUCUGUUUUUGCAGCGUCACGGACACCCAGGGAUUGUCAACAGGGCUCGAGGAAGGUUUCGUUAUCCAGCCGAAUGAACAGAACAACGGCAAAGCAUCUCAUCGAGCGCUACUUUCGGCAGUUAACCGAAGGCUGUGGAAAUGGCAACUGCAAAAACGAGCUCUGCGCCUCGUGUCGGGAUUUCCAGCCGCUGGAUAAAAACUCGGCGGCGGUCCGAGCUCUGGAGCUAUGCAAGAUCAAUGCCAAACUCUGUCAGCCUAAGGUUCCUCCGACAGAAUCUGACCCGCAACCAGCUGAUCUCACCAAGGAGGACUUUUCAGAUAUUCAUUACCUCACAGAGAAUACAGUUUUUAUGAUUCUGAGCGUCUGUGAAGAAGACGGCGAUUACUCCUCUUUGAUUCGCGUCAUCGGCAGGGUGUUCUCCAAUGCCGGUGCUUUGGUAAAAAGUUUCCGUAAGGAUGAACCUAUCAGUGCAGAAGCUCUUCCAAGUGACGAGGUCCAACGGGAUUCAGGUCAGAUCGGCGUCUCUUUUUCUUCUAUUGAUGCCUAUGAGGUGACAGUGGACAUUGACUCUGUACGGAGGGUCUACGAUAGACUUCAGACCAUCGAGCAGGUGGAGGCGGCGCUCGUCAACGCUCUCGUCUACCUCACUCCUAACGUGGAGCUUGACCUGGAGUACCUCGAUGCCUACGAGACAAACCCAGACUACCUGAACAUCUUCGUCAUCCUGAUGGAGAACAGCAACCUCCACAGCCCAGAGUACCUGGAGGUGGCGUUGCCGCAGCUCUGCAAGGCCAUGAGCAAGCUGCCGGUUUCUGCGCUGGCUAGGUUGUCCAAGCUGUGGUCAAAGUACGACCUCCCUCACCUCCGACGCAUGAUGGAGACCUUCCAGCAGCUCAUCACAUUUACCGUCAUCAGCCAGGAGUAUGAUGCGGAGAACCUGGUCAAUGAAGAUGAAACGGUGGUGGCGGCUUGCAAGUGUUUGAAAGUGGUCUUCUACGCCAGUCUCGUGGGCGGAGACGUGGACGUGGAGCACAACGAAGAUGACGACAGCGAGGAGCCCGAUUCGGACGAGCUCACGCUGCAUGAGCUUCUGGGCGAGGAGCGUCUCUAUAAGAAGGGUCCUCAGGUGGACCCUCUGGAGAAAGAGCUGGGUGUCCGACCCGUAGAUAGCAGGAAGCCCCUUAUCCCCUUUGAGGACUUCAUCAACGAGUCCCUCAACGACGUGGUUGAAAUGGACAAGGAUUUCACCUUCUUCAAGGUGGAUGCGGAAACUAAGUUUUCCUUCCAGACCUGCCCCUUCGUCCUCAAUGUGGUCACCAAGAACCAAGGUCUGUACUACGACAACAGGAUCAGGAUGUACAGCGAGCGCCGCCUCACGGCCCUCUACAGCAUGGUGCAGGGCCAGCAGCCCAACCCCUACCUCAAACUCAAAGUGCGCCGAGAUCACAUCAUCGACGACGCCCUCGUCAGAUUGGAGAUGAUCUCCAUGGAGAACCCAUCCGACCUGAAGAAACAGCUCUUUGUGGAGUUCGAGGGGGAGCAAGGGGUUGACGAAGGAGGUGUUUCAAAGGAGUUCUUCCAGUUGGUCUUGGAGGAAAUCUUCAAUCCGGACAUUGGAAUGUUCACCUACGACGACGACACCAAGCUCUUCUGGUUCAAUUCGUCCUCCCUGGAGAACGAGGCCCAGUACACGCUGGUCGGCAUCGUACUGGGCCUGGCCAUUUACAACAAUUGCAUCCUGGAUGUGCACUUCCCAAUGGUGGUCUACAGGAAGCUCAUGGGCAAGAGGGGCACCUAUUUGGAUCUCCCGGAUUCACACCCGGUUCUCUACCAGAGUCUGAAGGAGCUUCUGGACUAUGGUGGCAAUGUGGAGGAGGACAUGGCGCUCACCUUCCAGAUAUCCCACACAGACCUUUUUGGAAGCCCGGUCUUGUAUGACCUGAAGGAGGAAGGAGAGGACAUUCCAGUUUCUAAGGAGAACAGACAAGAGUUUGUGGAGCUGUAUGCCGACUACAUCCUGAACAAGAGCGUGGAGGUGCAGUUCCGAGCUUUCAAGAAGGGCUUCCUCAUGGUCACCAGCGAGUCCCCCAUGAAAUACUUGUUCAGACCCGAGGAAGUAGAGCUGCUUAUCUGUGGAAGCAGGAAACUUGACUUUGAGGCCCUGGAGAAGACCACAGAAUAUGAUGGAGGUUAUAGCAAAGAUACUCAAGUUAUCAAGGACUUUUGGGAAACCAUCCACUCGUUCGGAAAGGAGCAGAAGAAACUGUUUCUUCAGUUUACCACGGGCACGGACAGAGCGCCGGUGGGCGGGCUUGGAAAACUAAAAAUGAUCAUCGCCAAAAACGGCCCAGACACUGACAGGUUACCAACCUCUCACACUUGUUUCAAUGCACUGCUGCUUCCGGAAUAUUCUUCCAAGGAAAAGCUGCGAGAAAGACUCCUCAAGGCCAUCACGUAUGCCAAAGGGUUUGGAAUGCUGUGAUGAAUCCUCUGUGAACAUUUUGCUUUUGAAGGGAAAAGUGAAGUCUCUGAAGGACAACCCUACUCUCUUACAAGUUUUUAGCUUUAUAAAUUUGUAUUUCUUUCAUUUCCUGAGCUCUACGGGACAUUUUGAGGCAGUCACUUUUGGGCUUGUUGCCUCGGAUGGUGGCUGCUGUGUGUGGAUGUUCAUUUUUAAACACAAUUGUAGCUCUCUUUAUGAGCAUAUGACAGCUGCAGAACCAAUGUUGUACUAGCGGCAAGGACCGUGCUGGGUCAGCAAUUAUAGCGGCGAUGAGCUAGUCAAGUGUCAAGUAUGGCAACAUUUGAAAGCGCAUGCAGAGCUAGAUAGAGCUGCUGGAUGACGACGACUCAUGAUGCUUUAAAGAAGGGGUGUCCAAUGUCUUUCCUGUCAAAUGAAAGGAUGCAACUUUGCCAUUUUGAUAUUUUGAAAAGCAACACAUGUAGAUAUGCUAAGAAGUUAUAAUUAUUUUAUGAAAAUACUGCAUAUCUUCUUCUCUUAAUAUUAUGAAUUUAUUCCUACAAUAUGAUUACUUUUAUCCAAGCUCAUUUGCUAAAAAUCGCAAUUUUCUCAUAUCAGGAUUAAUUUUAUUUUUUAAUAUUUCAAUUCUGUGCUACUAAAAUGACAUAAUUUAACCACAUAAUAUUACAAUUUUCUUCUUAUUAAAUUACAACUUGUUUUUUUUCUUAAUAUAAAAUAUUUCCAAUUAUACUCUUUUUUUCCAACUACUUCAGCUUUCUUCUUGUAAAUGUUCUCCUCAUACUAGUAUGACAUUAUUUCUAUAAUAUUUUGACUUUAUUCCCGUAAUAUAACUUUCCCCCCAAUCACAUUCAUUUUGUUAACUUAAAAAAAACAAAUGUCUAUUUCAACUUCAUGCUGCUAAAUUGACAUUAUUUUUCACAAUUUUAAAAUCGAGACUUUUUUCUUGUUACAGUACAAUUUUUAAUAUUUAUAUAAUAUUAAUAUAUAAUAAAUCUUAAUAUUUUGACUUUCUUCUCCUAAAAUGACAGCAUUUUUUCCCAUUCCUGCUGUUGUUUUUCCCAACUAUUUAAACUUUCAAGUAAAUUUUCUACUCUUAUAUUAUGAUUUUAUGGAAUAUAUUUUUCCUAACCUAUUUUUUAUUACAACUUUAUUUAGUUUUUGUUUACAGCAAAAAAAGUAUUUUUAACAUAAUAUUUUUAAACUUUCUCUCAUAAUAUCAUAUCAAUCAUAAUUUUAUGAGAAUGAUGCUCUACAUCAUUCUCAUAAAAUUAUGAUUUUUCUCUUGUCACAUUACUGCUGAUUUUUAAAUUUUUUGCUGUUGUUGUUACUGUUUAUUAAUAUUUUUAAAAUGUACUGCAGGCCGCUAAAAUAACAGCUGUGAGCCCCAAACGGCCCGCUGGGCCACACUUUGGACACCUCUGCUUUAAACGUAGCUACAGCGUGCUUGUGGAAUCCAUUAAAAAUAAAAACUACACCAGGAGGUUGCCUACAGCCACAGCUAUUGAUAGCAGUGUGUUUUUAUAGGCUCGGUGAUUAUUUGUAUUAUGGGUUGUUGUUGUUUGUUUUUUACAGCAGUUUUUGAGAAGCUGCCACUUGUGGUCAGCUAUGAUUGAAGACUUACUUGUGAGGGUUUCUUCCCUUUGGGAAAAUCCAAACAGGAAGCAACAACAAAAACUGCUGCAAACUUGUACUAUUCGAUACUACUUUUUGUUUUGAAGUGAUCUGUUUUCCAAAGCUGUGAAAGUGCACUUACAUGCAAGAUGAAGUCAUUUGCACAUACUAUUACUACUACUAUUACUACUAAUAAUGUUUUUGAAGUGAAGCUGCAUGCAAGCUGUAUACUUACUGUGUGACAUAGAGUAUAUCUUCAUGCCGUCUUUUGCUUUCUUUCAUCCUGGAUGGUACUUGAUGGUGCGUGAUGGUGAAGCCUCCUCCUCUUCCUCAGACCUUCAUACCCUUCUGCCUGUUUGUUUGCCAUCGAGUGUUAAUGAACGCACGCGGUAGAGCCUAUUGCCAGAAAAUACAAAAAAUGUGUUUUAUUUGUCCAAAUGUCUCAGGUCAAUAAUAAAUGUCCAAGUACAGUAUUAUAUUGGAGAGAAUGAAAAAGUAAUUAAAAAAUGAACAAUAAACUUUUGUCUUUCA